AUGAGAGACGAAAGAAAAAGGGUUAAGGAUCAGGAAGGAUCCGAGAAACGUGAUAGUAGACGUCCUUUAACUGUUCGAGAUGUGAGUUUAAUUCGCUUGGCAAAGAAUGGAGAUUUGGAUUCAAUCAAACAAAUGAUAAAGGAAGGAGUAAACAUAAACGAGCAAGAUGAAACAGGUUGGACUGUAUUGCACGAAGCAUGUGUGCGGAACCUUCCACGUAUGGUUGAUUAUUUGCUACGACAUGGAGCUGAUCCUAGUAUCUCAAACACAAGCGGUGAAAUGGCACUUCAUUGUGCUGCGCGAGUAGGAUGUCUGCGUAUUGUUCGAGCGCUCAUAUACUACAACGCCGACCCUUUGGUGUCGAACCACAGGGGUGAGAAACCUUUGGACUUGUGUCAUGACCCUGAGGUAUCCAGUUUUCUCAAACAACAUACUGAAACUAACCAAUCACACAUGUUAACAUCGUCUGGUUCUGGGAAAUCAUCACAUUCGAAAGUUCGCCAACAUGCACACGGUACAAAACAUCUGAUGUCUUCUUUUUCUGGUACGACAAUAUCCAGUUCUACUGAAUAUUAUGGUGGUGGGGGUAAAGAUAACAGUAGUAUAGCAAGUCCAUCAAAUGUUUGUUCAGACUCAGAAGAUGAUGGUCAUUCGCAUUCAGGUUUGAGUGUAACUACCAAUACAUCUCACCAUAAUAUUAGUCCUAUUAAUACUAACCAGCAGUUAGAUUUGAAUUGCUUAUCAUCUACCGGUCAUCAUAACCAUCCAACAUCUAGCCCAUCAUUGUCGUCUGUACCCAAAUCCGUAACUGAUGUGCACAUCUCUUCAGCAAAGUCAUUGAAGAAAGAUCCCUACGCGUUUGAAGAUGAUGAGAAUGAUGGGACGGUGAACAAUUCUGGGAACUCACUACUUCAUUCUGCGUCUGGUGUUAAUAAUAGUAAUAAUACCAAUACACAGGCGACAGGACAUAUUGGAGUUCAUUCUGGUUGUGGUGUUAGUGUUGGUGGUCCAGCCAAUUUGAAUAAGUCAACUUCUUCCAAUUCUACCAUUUCUUCUUCUUCUACUACUACUACUAUUACCACCACCACCACUACUACUACUUCUGUCAAUACAAAUACGAAUACUAGUCCAAAUAGUAAUAUCAGUCUUGGUAGUAUUGAUUCACUUUCAAAGCACACACGCCAACUGUCUUCUUCCAAUUUGUCAACAACUGUGGAGUGUGGAAAUACCACUUUGGAUAGUAAUAACGAUAAUACAUUGACGACAUUGACUGGUACAAUCAAUAGUGCUCUUACUACAACUACUGCUCCCAAUAAUAGUAGCAAUUACACAACUAGUAACAACAACUGUGCUAGUAUUGGUGGGCCUCCACUUCGGCUUCGUUUUGCAAAAGAAGCCGGUCAAUAUACUUUGAUGGAACAUCAACAACAACAGAUUGAUUUAUCCCUUUCGAAUUGUGAUGCAAAUCUUGUUCCUUCAUCAAGUGGAAUUAUUUGUACAACAACUGAAGCAUCUCAUAUCACUGUCAUUAAUGAUAGUGACAACGAUAACAAGAACAUGAAUUUUCAAAUGGAUAUUGAUAACAAUAAUAAUAAUAAUAAUAGUAGCGAUAAUGUCAGUAAUGAGCAUAACUCCAAUAUGGGUACAUCGAUGACGAUAAAAAGUGAGCCAAUCACCGUAUCAGGUGAUGAAGAAUUGAAUCAUGUGUCUACAUCAUGCCAUUCAGAGUCAUCAGGAGGCGAAGAAAUCUCGGCACAGAAGGUUCCUCCUUUACGCAUAAAAUUUGCUUCGGGUACUUCUGGAGAUGAGUCAUCAUCAAUGACGUCGUCGUGCAUGUCAGUUGGAGCAACUGGUGGUGGAUUGGCAAUUCAUGCUAUUAAUAAUGUGGAGAAUAAUUGGACUAAUGAGUCAAAUAUGAAUGAUAAAUGCGACGUGAAACCUCGUGUAUCUGAUGAUGGUUUGAUGACUGUGAAUAACAAAAGUGAUGGUAAGGAGGUUGGAGUCACUGUCACUUCUCUGGUUUCGACGAGUGUCGUUUCAUUGAAUGCUCCAGUUCCUGACAAAGUUUCAUGUUCAAGCGUGGAGAAUAUCGGCGACGGUAACAGCGGCAGUAGUACUACUACCACCAUUACUGCUACCGGCACUACCGAAACUGUGCACGAUCAAUAUUCUAGCUACCAUGAGAAGUUAUCUAAGUCUUGUGAUCAUGUUGUUGCAACGAAUGUACACCAUGACGAAUCGAGUACAGAGUUGUCCAUAUCUUGUACUCCCCCAUCAACAUGUAUCACUAGUGCUGGGAUGAACACUAGUGUGAAUAUUACGAGUGGUGUUAACACUGUUGAGAUGAAUAGCAAUCGUAGUAAUGCAAGUAAUGCAAGUAAUGCUAAUCGGGUGAAGAUGGAUAAUACGCUGGAGACGAGUGAGUGUCAUGGAAAGAGUGGCAAUAAUAAUAGUAAUAAUAAUAACAACAACAACAACCACACGCACAAUCGAAGUAAUAAUAAUAGUAAUAAUACGAAUAAUGGUAAUCGAGAAGUGUCGAAAGAUACUCAUCGACAUCGUAGUGGGCGUACAUUACGUUCACAUACAGCUGCUCAACGUGAAAAAGAAGAGAAGGAACGUCACACGGAUGACGCUACUCCGAUUAAGAAGCGUAAACUUCGUUCUCGUUCGGAUACUGUGACAAAUCAUGAGAAUAUCAGUCAACAGAGUCGUAGUGGUGGUGGAAUUGGGACAGUAAAUGCAAAUAAUUCACCUGUAACAACUGUUCAUGCUGGUUCGUCAACUGAAUCUUCUAAUGUGUCGUUGUCUUCAAAUGCUGUUGCAAACAUGGAUGUGAUGGAAGAUACACAUGGUUGUUCAUCUGUGACUGCUUCUUCUCAAAGUGACAGUCGCAUGGAUAAUGAAGAGAAGAAGGUGUCUGUCGGGAGCUCUCAGUCUACAGUGCUGACGGAUAAAGAUACUACUGAUGUGCAUAUGACUUGUGUUUCUGAAAUGGAAGGAGGACAUUCUGUUUCAUCGUCUACCACCACUUCUUCUUCUACUAAUACUACUGCUACUACUACCACUCAUACUCAUACUCCUACUCCUACUAAUACUACUACUACUACUACCACCACUACUGACAAUGAUAACAGCAACAAAAUGGAAGUGGAUGGGAAACCAGAGAUGUGUGGAACUGCUGUGUCAGUUGUGACAUUGAAUAUGGAUGGAUCGAAUGAUGUGAAUGUCGUGUCAUCAGUCUCCGAAGUAGGAGUGACGACGGUGGUAACAACAACAGUAGGUGUAGCAGGAAUAGCAACAUCAACUCCAUCAUCAUCGUCAUUAGCGGAACAGAUAGGUGGAUGCUAUAGUGAAGCAGAUUGUGAUAUGAGUUAUUUAUUUUGUCCCUCUGCUCCUGGAGAUGAAGAUCGUAAAGAUGUUGAGUUGUUGAAAUUUCAAAAUCCAUAUGACAAAGCUGCUGAACUGAACAAGAAUUUGCGUGAACUUGUCAAUAAUCUGGUGAAGGUCCAUCCGAAAGCACCUUGUGGUUAUCAAGAUUACCUGUUGGUUACUCGUAAUUACCUAUUGGCUAAUCAACUCUCAUUUGCUACAUAUGUGAAACGUUCAGCACCGAGUCAUUUGGAAGCGACGUUUGUGGAAUUAUUCAAUGAACAAGAAGAAGAACGCUAUGCUCAGGCAUUGAAACAUCAAUCGGAACGAGAACACUUACAACUGGGCGCAGAACAAGCUGUUUUACGUGCUCAAACACGUGGUGCUUUAGCAGUGGCCAAUCAAUCGAAACCAUAUUCGUUUUGUUCAAUAUUAUCCUAUAAUGAUUUGACGUAUAUUCCACCAGUUGGUAAAUUAGAGAAUCGAGAAGAAGAGAAUAUACGCGAUCGUUUCACCCCUCGUACAUUUAUCGGUUGGCUUCAAGACAUUAUCGAUACAUUUCAGAAUGAAAAGAAGAAAUUACUCUGUCGACAACUCCAUGAAGCUGAGUCACUAAUGAUGGUGCAGAAACUUGAUUGGGAAAUGAAAACGCGUGAAACAUUGGCGUCGAAUAUCGAUUGUAUUGGUGUUGUGGAUGUAUUCAAAGACAUUCCAGCUAAUUAUGUUCCACUAAUCCCAGUGCCUAAUGAUUUUCCACUGUUCGCUCAUGACCCGAAAGAAUAUUCAUCAAAUGUUUCUCAUCGACCCAGUACAAUGAACAACUCUAUCAAAGUAUCACAAAAAUCCUAUGAUUCUCUUCAAUCAUCAUCAUCAUCAUCAUCAUCAUCAUUAUCAAAUAAGCCAAAAUUAUCCCAAAAAGAAAUUAAUGAAAUUAUUGAACGUUUAACAAAAUAUGAUAAAACAAUUGGACCGCCUGAAUCAAAUAAUGCAAAAAUCUAUUUAGGCUAUGGAAGAUAUGAAUAUCCACAUAGAAAAUAUACAAGUAAAGUAUUUAAACAUUUAACUAGAACAGAGAUAGAUAAUUUAAUUGAAAGAUUAACUAAUGAAAAAUUACCAAACCAUCCAAGUACUAACUCCUUUACAAAUCCUAUUUCAUAUAUGAAAUGUAAUGCUCAUAAAUUACAAGAAAUCAUUGAACAUUUAACAAGUGAUAAUCCAUCUAAACUUCCUAUAGAAUCAACAUUAGCUAGAAAAUAUCUUGGUUUUAAUCGUUAUGAUUAUGGUUGUUCAUUAGAAAGUCAAAUUAGACCAAUAAUGAAGAAAUUAACUAAAGAAGAAAUUCAUCAUGUCAUUGAACGUUUAACACAAUAUGAUAUUAAUAAAUAUCCACCAGAAUCUAAUGGACAUAUGAUUAAGAAAUGA
This is a messenger RNA of Schistosoma guineensis, 4794 nucleotides long. The record is from the annotation of a GenBank genome assembly. Lineage: Eukaryota; Metazoa; Platyhelminthes; Trematoda; Strigeidida; Schistosomatidae.